GUGAACUCUCUCACACGCGCUCUAGAUGAUCCUCCUGCUAGUGUUCCUCUCCUGCUGGAGUAGUGUUCCGCUCCUGCUAGUGUGGUGUGUUUAACUCAUCUCCUGCUGGGGUGGUAUGCUUACCAGCUAGAUACAUGCCGGGGCAAUUAAAAAGUAUUGCCUAUUACUGGAUUUUGUGUUAAGGAGUGUUAACGAAACUCAGUAAUGCUGGAACAUUAAAACAUUUUAGCAAUGGUUUUUAAUGUGAGCUGAAAAUUAAAAGGACAAUAACAUGGUUCAUGAAAACUGGCGGCGGUCAGCCGUGUUCCCGAGUCCUCGGUUCAACAGGAAACUGGACCCUCAGUUCUCAAGUUCGGCCUCUCUCUACUGUCUCCAGGAUUACUCACCCGAUGGCACUACGGGAUCCAUGGAUCCCCAAGGGGGUUACGUUGCUCUACCUAGAGGUUUCAGUCCCACGUCGCCGCAGCUUUCUGGGAAAGGACACCUCGAGCGGCGUGGAGGUCCCUGGCGGGAUGCUGGCUUCUGGCUCAGAAUCAUUUCCCCUGGAGGAACUAAACAUUUGCAACGCCGAGGAGCUCUCAACGCAGACAUGUCUGUUAAAUCCGGCACACUCCCUAGGAACAUCAAGUACUCUGCCAAUACGCCCUGUAAAUCAUCUACACCUAUGUCUUCUCUCAAUCACACAGUGCCCAUCUCCGCUUUCAACACCACACCUGUCUCUACGUAUAACCUCAGCUCAAAAUCAACCACACCAAUACUGACUCUCAAUUAUGAGUCCCGCAAGCAGUCCACAACUCCUUUCAGGAACCUAAACUUCAGUUAUGAAGCAGGUUACAGCUCCGGGGUUUGGGACGGUUCGCCCCAUACACCUCCCAUGGUGCCCCUGCGCGGAGGCUUUGAGAGACUGACACCCCGGAGCAGCACACUUCCUCGAGACUUGCAGUGUUCUAGUUUCCAGAGCUCUCGCUGCUCACGCCGGUCACUCACACCAACUUUGGGCAGCAAGAAGAGUGGCAAGAGUCCCGGGGGGUCACCCUGGUGGUGGCGGGUUCUCUCUCCAUCCCUCGUGGCUCGCAAAAUUUUCUCAGAGCGGCGACACUCUCCGCGAUCACCAGCCGACGUUAUCAUCGAAUGGGUAUGUCAUUAAUAACAUUUCCAUUGUGCAUGAUUAAUAUUUGUAAGUCUUGUAAUUAGUCUGUAUACUAAAUAAAUACGAAAGCU
This is a messenger RNA of Cherax quadricarinatus, 1221 nucleotides long. Lineage: Eukaryota; Metazoa; Arthropoda; Malacostraca; Decapoda; Parastacidae. The record is from RefSeq and is a predicted model, not a curated record.